AUGCGCUUUGGAUUAACGAGUUCCGAGAUAAAGGAAGAACAGAGUGGCGAUAUGUGGCGUGAUCUCGCAGACAGUGGAUUCGAGUGUGAGCUAUGCAACGAGCAGUACGAUGAUAAUGAUGGGGAGAAUGGCCAUAUUCCACGCCUUUUGACGUGUGGCCAUACUUAUUGUCAGAGUUGCUUAGAUGGUUGGGCUACAGCUGGUACGACGAAUAUGGGCACUCAAACUGGAGAAUUGGAAUGUCCUACUUGUCGUCGUAUUACACAACUAGAUGGAGCUGAAGGCGCACGUACAUUACCCAAGAAUUACGAGCUCGUGCGUGCAAGACAAGAGAUGGAGGCUCAGACUCAGACUCAUUUACGAAAAUUACAAUUAAUGUGGACACAUCAAGUGCAAGAAAAGGAACAAUUAGCACAAGAAGCUGAAGAACAUGCACGUACAGCUCAACGAGAGAGUGUAGAAGCAUCCCAGAAAGCACGAUUUCUUGCCAAACAAGUGGAAAUUAAUGAACAAGAAAAACGACGUGCACAAGAUUUAGCUGAAGAAGCUCGACAUCGUGCUUUAGUGGCGUCACAACAAGCUGAAGCAUUGCAAAUGGAGACUGAAAGUUUAAAAGAGCAAGUACAAAAAGAUGCAUUACAUCUUGCAAAGGUACAACUUGAUGCUACAAGUGCUGCUGCUGUAGCAAAAGAACUUUAUUCCAAAGCAGAAUUACUACAACAACAAGUUGAUUGUGUCCGAGCUCAAUUGUCUCUUCAUGCUGGACGACAUGAUCCUAGUAAAUUAGUUGUUUUAGUUUGUGAACCAACUAUUGUUGGAUCGUGGAUUUUACCAUAUACAAGAUAUGCAGUAAUUAGUAUUGCAAGCGAUACGACAAAAGCAGAACAAGCUAUUGAUCCAUAUCAAGCUGCAAAAGUAUGGACUGAAUUACGACAAGUGGAAGAACCAAGUUCAUCAGUGAAAGUAUAUCGUCGAUACAGUGAUUUUGUAUGGCUACAAUUGGAACUUGAGCGUCAUUUUCCUUUUGAACUUGUGCCAUGUGUACCAAAAAAACAAUUACUUUGGAAUAAAGAGAAAGAGUUUGUUGGAGAAAGAAUGCGUUUAUUACAAGCUUUUCUACGAAGUGUAUUACGUCAACCGUUGCUUGCUACGACAGAAGAAGUGCGUGCAUUUUUACUUUCAACUACAGAAGAACUCGAGAGUCUACGACGUGCAACUUCGAGUUAUUACAAUAGUAUUGGAGAUGACGAUAAUUUAUCGAUAGAUGAGGAAGUGAUAUCUAAUGAUGUUGAAACUCGGACAUUAUCUCCUCCAGGAAGUAAUCCACCGUCUUUAUCAAAAGAUUCGAUUGGAAAUCAUAAACGAAGUACCAAUUGGAGUGCAUGGGGUGCCAUGUCGGCCAUUACGUCGAGUGCUGCUAAAUUAGUCACCACAACUGGGACAGCUUUGACUGGUCUUGGUACGAAGACCGGUACACCAGGUCUACCAGAAGCUCCUGAAGUUGAAUUAUCACGUAGUUUCGCGGAGAUUGAAGGAACAGAUACAUUUAUGGAACGUCGACGCAAAUACAUUGAUGUAGCAAGAGCUUACGAGUCUAUUGGUCAAAAAGGAAGUCACGUAUCUCGAGUUUGUCGAUUGCAAUCACACCAUUUACAUCGAUUAUGUGAAUUAUUUCAGGAGAUGAAUCAAUUAGAUCAAGAUCAUGUUAAACGUCGUCGUCAACGACUUUUAGUAUCUCAAGAUUUUAUGAUACAAGAAGAUGGAGAUGAUGAUAUGGAAACGCGUGGAUUUGACGAACGAACUUCGGAUGUUUUUAGUGCCAUUUCACUUCAUACAAAGAAUGAUGCUGAUUGUAUGGAAUAUGCACUUUUAGAGAUUGUACGGAUGCAAACACUUGAGCUUGGAGGAAUUGAAGCAGCAUUUACUCGUGUACGACGUCGGGAAGAGGGACUAAUGCCACCGAAUUCAACGAGUGAUGGUGGACCUUCACUUUCGACUUUGACAUUAAAACGACAAGAAAUGGCGACAAUUCGACAUGAGUUGCAUGCAAAAGUUGCAACUUUGGACCCGUUACGAGCUCAUUUUGUCUUGCAAGUGUUGUGCCAAAAUACUAAAGAAAUUGCGAAAUUGGCCAAAACGAGACGCAAACUUUAUCAGGCGUCACAACAGCAAUUAAUUGGGUUGCAAUAA
This is a messenger RNA of Plasmopara halstedii, 2190 nucleotides long. RefSeq names its product sorting nexin. Bases 1 to 2190 code for a protein of 729 amino acids. Gene Ontology annotation, biological process: retrograde transport, endosome to Golgi. The transcript has 2 exons. Gene Ontology annotation, molecular function: phosphatidylinositol binding. NCBI's taxonomy places the organism in Eukaryota, Oomycota, Peronosporomycetes, Peronosporales, Peronosporaceae. The record is from RefSeq and is a predicted model, not a curated record.